Linum trigynum is the source of this 1474-nucleotide messenger RNA. Lineage: Eukaryota; Viridiplantae; Streptophyta; Magnoliopsida; Malpighiales; Linaceae. The record is from the annotation of a GenBank genome assembly.
GUCAUUAGUCCUAGGGGUAUUGUGGAGGAUGUGCUAGUACGAGUGGGAAAAUUUUGCAAUCCGACGGAUUUUGUGAUACUUGAUAUAAGUGAAGAUUCGAAAAUGCCACUCAUACUAGGAUGCCCCUUCCUUACCACCGCCAAGGCGUUAAUUGAUGUAAAUGAGGGAACUUUGAUUGUGAUGGGCGGUGAGGAGAGAAUUACUCUUGGAAUUGAACCUAAGCCUAGAAGUGAGGAUGUGAAGAAAGUGGAAUCAAAUUAUAAGAAUGCAAGUGGAGGAGAACCUCUCAAGGUACACCCCACUAUUACUGUUAUUCCUCGUGGUGAUGUGAAGCAGGAAAGCAAGGAGGGUAUCAUGCCCAAAGAAGGAAGGAAGAGAACUUGGAGGGAAAGGAUGAAUCACGCAAAUGCCCGGAGGAAGGAAAAGGGAAAAGCGAAAAUCAUCGGCCAAGAAGGACAUCCCAUUGAGCUUAGGUUGGGAGGCAACAUCCCUCGCCCCGAGAUCGUGGUGGAUCCACUCUCAUUGGUGUCACGUUCAAAGGUGUGAUAUAUCCGCAACUGUCAAGCUAAUGACAAUAACUUAGCGCUUGUUGGGAGGCAACCCAACAUAGGUUUGUUUUCUUUUCCUUAUUUUUGUUUUUGUAUCAAGUGAAAAGUUCAAGUGUUCGAGUGGUAUCGCCGUGUCAGGUCAUUAUGAUUGGGUGUUUUGAGUUGUGUUGUGAUCGAUAGUAGGCACGGUGGAGUAGGUCGAGUCGAAAUCUUCCGAAAAUGCCCUGUUUUCACUACAGUUCACGGUCUUAAUUGACCGUGAACUGCCAAACACUUCCGUGAACCACGGUGCUUCCACGUGUUGUGAAACCCACCGUUUCACCCCAGUUCGUGGUCCGCGAGCUAUGUUCACGGUCUUAACGACUAUGAGCUGGCAAACACGUCCGUGAAUUUCGCGGUCUGCCUAUAAAAGGGCAGUGAACGCCUUCUCUUCAUUUCACGACCCAAAUUCAUCGGAAUACUUUCAAAUUCGCCGGAAAACUCCGAUUUUCUGAUGAAUUUUGCCAUUUUUGUCAACUUUCGGUGAUCCAAAUCCAAAACCAAUCACAUACCCAAUCUUCCCUUGUCAAGGACAGCCUUUACUGCGAUUUUGGGGAGAUUUUGAGCUGAUUUUUUUUGUGGCCACCACCGGCGAGCCUCCGACGAGUCCCCGGUGAGCUUCCGACAAAGCUCCGGUGACAUCUCUCAAGCCUGUUUUUGUGCAAAUUUUCGUCUCCCUCGCCCUAUCCUCACUUCCCCUACGAUCCUACUUGAGUCUCUAGGUUUGUUUUGAACUUUACCUUUGUUAAUUGUGGAGAAUCGGAUUAGGUAGUGAAGUGAGGAUAAUUUAGUGAAUUGAAUUUUGAACUUAGAAAUAAGAAAAUUGUUUUCAAAUGUGAAAUUUGCCCACCAAGUGAAGAAAUUAUGAAUGAAUGUGGAAUUUCUAU